CCCGCUGGGGAAUCACGUGGUUUUACCCGGGCCAAUCAAAUGUGGGAAUCCAGUUUGCGCGUUCUUGCUGAGCGCGGGGAGGACAGAAGCGGGUUGUAGCGCACUGGUGUUACCGUCACAUCCACAUUACCGGGAGAAUCCUACAUUUCUACAAAAAUGUCAGACGAGAAGCCAAAGGAGGGUGUGAAGACUGAAAAUGACCACAUCAACUUAAAAGUAGCAGGUCAGGAUGGAUCUGUGGUCCAGUUCAAAAUUAAGAGGCACACCCCCCUCAGCAAACUGAUGAAGGCCUACUGCGAAAGACAGGUGAGGUUGCGGCUUGAGCUCCAGUGGGGUUUAUCCAUAAGGCAAAUUAGGUUCAGGUUUGAUGGUCAGCCAAUCAAUGAGACGGACACACCUGCACAGCUGGAAAUGGAAGAUGAAGACACUAUCGACGUAUUCCAGCAGCAGACGGGAGGAACCUGCUAAAGAUGAAGCACAUGUGGAUGAAGCUUGUUUAUUUGUGCUCAUCUUCACUUCCACUGCAGUUCAGGGCUGAAAUGGAAAAGGUUUUGGAAAUCUAAUCUGUUUAAGUUAAUAGGUUUUUUUUUUUUUUUUUUUUUUUUUUUUUUUUUUGGGUCUUUUAAUCAUCCAAAGACCUCAUUUUCCUUUUUGCAAUGUUCUCCCUGAACUAAAUUGGAAAUGACAGUUAGUAAUGUUGUAUUUUCCCCACUUUGGAGUUUAUUGUAUGCCUGUUGUAUACGUUUUUUGUAUUAUGUAUGUAUGUUUGCACCUCCCCCAUCUAUUUUUAUAUACAAGGAGGGAAGUUUCGUGAAAGAAAGGAUGUUUGUGUCUUAGUAUGGUCUUGGAUCUUUAAUUGCGGUAAAUGACUAAACUUUAAGAUGCCCUUUUUAUGAACAAUUUCAAACAUCGCAGCGUUGUGUUUUUCUGACACCUCAGGUUUGAUAAAGCUAGAUUGUGGAUCAUAUACAGGUAGCCGUUUUUAAUUUUAAAAGCUUUGAUGCACAUGUCUUUAAAAGUUUGCUGUUUGCUUAAGUAUGAAUUUCAUGAUAUACAAAUUAAGUGUUCCCCUUGAUUUUAUUGUCUCAUAGUUCGUCCUCUGCAGAUACAUCAUAUUGUAAAGCCACUCUCAUUUAGCCUUCCUGACAUAUCAAGAGUAUUAAACGCUAUCCUGAUCUAAUUGCAAAUCCAUAGUGAACUCAUGCCAAAUCAACACUUGUGAGUGUUGUAAUUGGAUGGCAGGGGUGUUUGAGAGAGCAGAGGAUCCUGUGUUGGCCAUUUACUACUGUAUAUAAUAAAUAUAGUUUGAUACUGA
Molecule: messenger RNA, 1315 nt
Organism: Labeo rohita (rohu)
Lineage: Eukaryota; Metazoa; Chordata; Actinopteri; Cypriniformes; Cyprinidae
Gene: sumo3b
Product: small ubiquitin like modifier 3b
Biological process (GO): protein sumoylation
Cellular component (GO): nucleus
Molecular function (GO): ubiquitin-like protein ligase binding; protein tag activity
Source: RefSeq, a predicted model, not a curated record